This is a messenger RNA of Toxorhynchites rutilus septentrionalis, 3781 nucleotides long. RefSeq names its product lon protease homolog, mitochondrial (gene Lon). The transcript has 8 exons. Gene Ontology annotation, cellular component: mitochondrial matrix. The coding region runs from base 642 to 3554 and encodes 970 amino acids. Gene Ontology annotation, molecular function: ATP-dependent peptidase activity; serine-type endopeptidase activity; ATP hydrolysis activity. The record is from RefSeq and is a predicted model, not a curated record. NCBI's taxonomy places the organism in Eukaryota, Metazoa, Arthropoda, Insecta, Diptera, Culicidae. Gene Ontology annotation, biological process: mitochondrion organization; protein quality control for misfolded or incompletely synthesized proteins; chaperone-mediated protein complex assembly.
CGAAUUGACAGCGGCCAAACGAACGGCUAGAGUUUUCCGAGAAAGAUGAUAACAAAUGGCAUGCAAUGAGGAGUGCAUGCCGCUAUGUGUUUGCUGCGCAUAAAUGUUGGUUUUGUUUACGCUGUUGGCAUCAUUGUAGUGUUUCGGUGACUGCUGCAAGUUAUUGUCUGCAUUGCUGUUCUACAGGACGUGAGGGUUGUUGCCGUUGCUGCUGGAAUUGGAAACUCAGCGAUUGUGGGAGCUUUGCUAGUGGGUAUAUAAAGAAGGUGGCUCUUAAUAACCGGUGGGCUUGUGCCGUACUGCUUUAGCUGAAGACUCGCCUGAUCGUUCGGGUUGUGAGACACAACAGCUAGUUCGAUUGAAACCAGCCCAGCGUAGGUAUAUGUUGGUGGGGACCGCUAUGUAGCAUAAAGAUUUGAUCUACUUUGUUUAUAAACAAAAAAAGCCGCUGUCAUUUUUCAUCCCCUCUCGCAUCAUCCAUGCCUUAUUCUCAUACUGUCGAAAACGAACCACCUGUCAAUUCCAGCUCCUUGCUUAAAACAUGCAAUCUGAUGUAACAUUCGCAGUGUUGUUCUAUGGAGUCGGCCUAAUAUACCGUAACUCAAUAACUGAAGUUGAAGAAAGUCGAGUUUUUUCCUAGAAUGUAUCAAUUGGCUUGUACCGCUCGUCAGUUUACUGUAAGAAGUUACAGUCGAUCAUUUAGAUCCUUCUCAAAUUACGUUGUGAAACGUAAUGAGCCAUCUACUGGUAUACGAUCACACGGUGGAAUAACAAACCAUAUUCGAGGUUCCUUAAUGCGAGAUCAUUGGACUCGUUUGCGACACAUCGGAUCACUGAAUACAGUACAAAUUAAUACUUCAAGAACUUUCUGUAGUAAAAAAGAUGUUGAUGAGGAAGAACUGGAAGUUGAACAAAAUUCAGGCACAUUUCCAAGUCAGCUUCCUGCAACUGUGGCUAUACCAGAAGUAUGGCCUCAUUUACCUGUUAUUGCCACCAAACGGAAUCCGGUUUUUCCCAGAUUCAUGAAAAUACUGGAGAUUACAAAUCCCACGCUGAUAGACCUCAUUAGAAGAAAGGUUAAACUGAACCAACCCUAUGCAGGGAUUUUUCUGAAAAAAGACGACGACAACCCAAAUGAAGUCACUGAAAAUUUAAGUGAAAUUUACGACAUUGGAACCUUCGCACAAAUACAAGAAAUGCAAGAUCUGGGAGAUAAAUUACGUCUCGUAGUGACAGCACAUCGACGAAUCAAAAUUGUUGGUCAAUUAUACGAGGAUCUGGAUGCAAAAAACGAUAAGCAAAUGACAAUAAAGUAUCCGCUAUUUAAAUCACAAAUUACUAUCACAGUGGACGAAAGUGAUGCCGAGAAACGACGACGGAAGCACAAAAACCGGAAUAAGUUGAAGAAUAUUAAGAACGCGAACAAUGACAGUACCGUGGAUGGUGAACCAUUGGAGGAGCCACCGGCAAAACGUCUGCUGAAGGAAGGGGAACAACAGCCUGUUUUGAUGGUCGAAGUUGAAAACAUUCAACACGCAGCUUUUAAACACACCGAGGAAGUGAAGGCACUCACACAAGAAGUUAUUAAAACUAUACGCGAUAUCAUCACUAUGAAUCCACUUUAUCGAGAGAGUUUGCAGCAAAUGCUUAGUCAAAAUCAACGUGUAGUUGAUAAUCCUGUUUACCUAUGCGAUUUGGGCGCUUCGCUGUCAGCAGCAGAUCCGGCAGAGCUACAAGAAAUUCUUGAGGAAAUGAAUAUACCCAAGCGUUUAAUGUUAGCUCUAUCAUUACUGAAGAAAGAACUAGAACUCUCGAAAUUGCAAGCCAAAAUUGGCCGUGAAGUAGAAGAGAAAGUGAAGCAGCAGCAUCGGAAAUAUAUUCUACAAGAGCAGCUCAAAGUAAUAAAAAAGGAGCUCGGCAUAGAGAAAGACGACAAAGAUGCAAUAGGUGAAAAGUAUCGCGAAAGGAUUAAGGAUAAGGUUGUGCCCAAAGCUGUUGCUGAUGUUAUUGAGGAGGAACUCAACAAGCUAAACUUUCUCGAAAGUCAUAGUUCAGAGUUCAACGUCACCCGCAACUAUCUCGAUUGGUUGACAACGUUGCCCUGGGGUGUCAUGAGUGAGGAGAACCUUGAUAUUGAUCGUGCCAUCGAAAUUCUGAAUACAGACCAUUAUGGCAUGGACGAUAUAAAAAAGCGUAUUCUGGAGUUUAUUGCUGUGAGUCAGUUGAAGGGAACAACUCAGGGUAAGAUUUUAUGUUUCCAUGGACCACCUGGUGUUGGCAAGACAAGUAUUGCCCGAUCCAUCGCACGGGCCUUGAAUCGCGAAUAUUUCCGGUUCAGUGUAGGUGGCAUGACUGAUGUGGCUGAAAUUAAAGGCCACAGAAGAACAUAUGUCGGAGCAAUGCCCGGAAAACUGAUUCAAUGUUUGAAGAAAACGAAAACCGAAAAUCCGUUGGUGUUAAUCGAUGAAGUUGAUAAAAUUGGAAAAGGCUACCAGGGAGAUCCUAGUUCAGCGUUAUUGGAGAUGCUAGACCCUGAGCAAAAUGUGAAUUUUCUCGAUCAUUAUCUGGAUGUGCCAGUUGACUUAUCGAAAGUACUUUUCAUUUGCACUGCCAAUAUUAUAGACACAAUUCCUGAACCUCUUAGAGACCGUAUGGAGAUGAUUGACAUGUCAGGUUAUGUUGCUGAAGAAAAAAUGGCAAUCGCAAAGCAGUAUCUGAUACCUCAGGCGAAAAAAGACUGCGGAUUGGAAGAUAAGCACAUUCAAUUGACUGAUGAUGCACUGAAUGUACUCAUAAAAAGUUACUGCCGUGAAUCCGGUGUACGUAAUCUACAGAAACAGAUCGAGAAAAUAGUUCGCAAAGUAACUUUCAAAAUAGUCCGCAAGGAGAUCGAAUCGGCUGAAAUAACAGGAGCAAAUCUCAGCGAGCUGUUGGGUAAGCCCAUUUUCACACAUGAUCGGAUGUACGAUACAACGCCACCGGGAGUUGUAAUGGGGUUGGCAUGGACAGCGAUGGGUGGCUCGGCUUUGUACAUUGAAACUGCUAAACGAAAGUUGGUGGAAUCUAGUAAAAAGGAUAGUACAGCUGAUGGAACGAUACAGUUGACGGGACAUUUAGGUGAUGUGAUGAAGGAAUCCGCCCAUAUUGCUCUUACUGUGGCACGGAAUUUUAUCAAGCAGUUUGACACGAGCAAUAACUUUCUGGAAUCAAGUCACAUUCAUCUUCACGUUCCCGAGGGUGCUACACCUAAAGAUGGCCCCAGUGCCGGAGUAACGAUUGUCACUGCUUUACUGUCCCUCGCUGAGAACAGGCCCAUUCGACAGAACGUGGCCAUGACUGGUGAAAUAUCACUUAUGGGAAAAGUUCUACCCGUUGGAGGUAUCAAGGAGAAAACUAUUGCCGCCAAACGGAGCGGUGUCAAUUGCAUUAUAUUACCAGAAGAGAACAAGAAAGACUAUACAGAUUUGCCGCAGUUUAUCACUGAUGGGCUGGAAGUUCACUUCGUUGAUCAAUACUUAGAUGUAUACAAAAUUGUAUUCCCAGAUGGGCGCUGAUCUUGAUCUACUGCGAAAUGUAACUGGCUUCAAUGAAGUUAAAAACCUAAACAACACCUUAUUACUUAUUGUUAAUACUGUUAGUUAAUGAAAAAAAUAAUCAAAGAUUUUUAUUUUCAAUCUUAUUAUAAGAUACAAAUUACGUAACGCUUAAAAUACGGAUUUUGGACCCCUUAUCUCUAUGUAACAAUAAGUAACGCAUGGCGAGCCCCCUCUUCUUCUUCUUU